This is a messenger RNA of Stylophora pistillata, 1074 nucleotides long. RefSeq lists its product as uncharacterized. Lineage: Eukaryota; Metazoa; Cnidaria; Anthozoa; Scleractinia; Pocilloporidae. The record is from RefSeq and is a predicted model, not a curated record.
ACAACUUAACGCUGGCUCGCCGCUGUUAUGAUGUUCGCCCGUUUUGUAUUGUUUCUUUGCCUUACAUUUGUUGCUAUACCAGAUGUCUUAGUGAUUCAUUCGAGAAACCUUCACACCGCAAUCAAGAAGCUCGACAAGGAUUACAAAGAGGACGAUGGCGACAAAGCUUCUCGUGCAAAGCUACUUUGGGAGCUCAUUUUGACAAGAACCAAAGUCAGACAUAAAGAAAGUAGGCAGCCUCGUCCAUUGCGAAAGAGUUUGAAGGUGUACACUCUUCCUCUGAAAGUUGGACUUUGCAAAGACCAGCAUCCGUUAUGUGGUUCUUAUGCGUUAAGCGGACUUUGUGAUUGGCCUGGACUUUUCCAAGACCUCCAUAACAUCCAUGAGACAUGCGCAUUUUCAUGUGGAUACUGCAAAAAGAACUUGCGAAAUGGAGAAGUAGAUUUUGUUGGAGCUAACUGGAAUUCACCAUAAUGCAUUUACAGUUCGGGUUCUUUCACGAGACUAGACAACUCUAUAUCAUGUGAGGGCUGAACGACGUCUACCAUGACCGAACCAUUUGGAUUGAUAUGUUUUAAACUUAGCACUCCAAACCAGGGGGGAGGGGGGAAGGGGGGUUGUUAAGACCCAAGUAGUUGUUAUCCUCCGUUUCUCAACCAAACACAGUUCAGGAAAUCUUGGUAAUAUCUAGUAAGAUUAUGUCCACGUUGUAACUAGUUUAUGUUCUACAAGAAAGAGAAAGACAACAAUGAAAAUUGCUAGGAUCGAUAUCUAUUGUUCCCAUUAGGAUGAGAACUUUUCCCUAACUUUUGUUAGGUUCUUCAAAUCGCUUGAUGUUCUUAUAUUUCCUUGCAUUUAAUACGUUUUGGUAGAGAUAAAUGCGGAACUAAACGAGGAAUAAAAAGUAAGGUUUUUGACAAAUGCGCUUUUACAAUGUCAUUCCAAAGGAAAGGAAAAAUGAAAAAAAGGAGUAGGAAGUGAUAAUUGAAGUUCUGGGAAAAGGAUACAUUGUACCUAUCACGUCUGACCAACCUUUAUUCUGGUAGAUUGGUAUGUGGGUAGUGUUAUUGAAGA